This is a messenger RNA of Plutella xylostella (diamondback moth), 1714 nucleotides long. RefSeq names its product paired mesoderm homeobox protein 2. Gene Ontology annotation, molecular function: RNA polymerase II transcription regulatory region sequence-specific DNA binding; DNA-binding transcription factor activity, RNA polymerase II-specific. The record is from RefSeq and is a predicted model, not a curated record. NCBI's taxonomy places the organism in Eukaryota, Metazoa, Arthropoda, Insecta, Lepidoptera, Plutellidae. Gene Ontology annotation, biological process: regulation of transcription by RNA polymerase II.
AUGUCGGAGCCGGCGCGGCGCGGCGCCGCUUACACCAUCGACAACAUCCUCGGACGACACUCCCCCGACGAACCCUCGUCCCGGGGCGCGACUCCGGAGUCGGAGUGCGGGCGCUCGGCCUCGCCCCCCUCGCCCCGCGCGCCGCCCCCGCGCUCGCCCUCCCCGCAGCACGAUGACGUCACCAGCCGCCCGCGCAAGGUGCGUCGCUCGCGCACGACGUUCACGACGCUCCAGCUGCACGAGCUGGAGCGCGCGUUCGACGCCACGCAGUACCCGGACGUGUUCACGCGGGAGGAGCUCGCGGCGCGGCUCGACCUCAGCGAGGCGAGGGUGCAGGUGUGGUUCCAGAACCGGCGCGCGAAGUGGCGCAAGCGGGAGAAGGCGCUCGGCCGCGACCACCCGCCCUUCCUACACCACGACCACGUGAACGAGUUCGGUGCGGGCGAGUGGUGGCGGCUGGUGGCGCCCCUGCCGCCCGCGCUGGAGCCCGCCGCCGCCUUCCGCGCCCUGCUGCAUAGGUACGUGCUGGCAAUGCCUCCCCCCGCGCCCCUCGGCGCGCCCUCCCCCCCCGCGGACCUGCGGCUGCACCACGACGCGCUGGAGCGAGCGAGACAGAUCAACAAGAUGCACACAUAGCACGCGUGCGAGGGAGACGGCAACAUCUGCCAUCUGUGAGCUGGUUGGACCCAGCAGUGAGCUGAGAAGUCUAGAACAUUCCAGAUGACGUGUAGAGCUUUGAUAGACUCGUGUUAGGAAAGUGAUAGUGGAAGUGAAGAUAAAGACUCUGAUCAGAAUAAUAACAGUGGACACAGAGGCUUCGAUAUCAUGGAUGAAUGUGUUUGAUAUAAAAGAAGUUAUGUACUUACUAAUACUUGUAUUUGUAUAGUAUUAUCAUUCAAAGGGAAAAAAGUGCCUGGUUUACCGAUGGUUCACCGGGACGUGAGUGGUUACUGAAGCAAAUGUCUUGAUUUGGUGACCAACGUAAAUGUUAUAUGCUUUGAUAAGCAAGCAGGCAAAUAUGUGCAAAAUAAUAUGGUUUAUCUACAUUACUUAAUAUUGUAUUAUAUUUUGUUAUAUUCUUAUUGUGAAUGCACAUUAUAAUUAUUAUAGGUAGCACAGGAUUGUCUGUUGAAGUUGAAAUUAAUAUUUAAAUUCUUUCAUCUAAUUCAUUGUAACGAAUAAUGUGUGACAAAUAUUGAAAUAUCUUGCUCGUCCAUGGACCAUAUCGGUUGCUGCGGAACUUCAAUUAUUGUUUCUUUUGAUUUAUUAUUUUUCGAUAAAUUUAUCUCUAAAACACUUGUGCCUUAUCUGUAAACAUAAUCUAAAUUUCGUCUCAGUAUAUAUCUUGAAGCCUAUAACUAAUACCUUCCAUUCAAUAUCUCCAUAAUGUGUUCCAUUGUAAUGUCAACACCAUUCCAUUGAUCUCACUAGUAGUUAUUUUAAAGAGCUAAAUAAUAUCUUAAAAAUUGUAUAGGUAAGAUGUCUGACCAUUGUAAAUAUUGUAAAUGCUGUAGAAAUUGUUUUACUAUUAAGUUAUAUUUAUAAUUACACUUUGUUUAUGAAGAGGUACAUAACCAUAAUAAAAUUAAAUGAUAGAAUAUUUAAUAAGUAAGUAUUUAAAUAGUUAUAGUAUGUAAUUAUACAUAAUUUAUUGUCAGUAGCGAUGUAGUUGUAGAUGUUUGCAAAACUUUAGUUUAUCAGUAGAGGCGUUCAA